UCUCCGAGAGAGACCAGAAAACUCGAUGCAGAAUACUACUUUUGAGUGCAAUAGAAGCCUAUAGGUGUUUAAUGAACCCGUGGCGCUUCCCCGGCCGGGUUUGAGCGUCGCGGGCAGUGCUUGUCGAGUCGACUUCAGCUGUCAUCACGGGCACGGGGGCGCGCCGACUGCGCGGAGUCUGGGAGCCAAAAUCCUCUGUGGAGGAGAGGCCAACGCCCGGGGAAUUCCUACCCUUUUUUAGUGAGGCACAUCUUCCCGCGUUUGCCUUUGGAUACGUCGAAUGCGUGGCGGAGCGGUUGCAGUUGUGAAGCCAAGGCAGCUUGUUAGACGCACCACUAACCUGGACGUCUGGCAAGUAUGCAAGCCAGCCUCGGAGCAUCAGUGUGUGGUAGUGUGUGGUCGCACGGCGCGCGCCAUGGGGGGAUUCCGGCUCUCCACGGUGACUGCGUCACCGCUCCCUCGAGUGUCUGUUUGAAUGUGGUGCCAGUCGCGUUGCAUGGUGAAAAGCUGAUUCCUUCGAUAUUUGAUGUUUUCUACUAUGAAUUGCCUCUGAGACCAUCAUGCCACAUUCACGAAUAUUUUGCAUCGCGAAAUCCUGUUAUAAUUAUCAACCGUCACCCUGCUCACCAGCAUUCUUCAACCUACCUAGUGACUCAGAGAGUCGUUUAAAAUGGAUUGAGAAUGCUGGGCGCCUGGAUUUGAAAGAUAAAAACAGCUCCAUUCUGUCAGGAAAAUAUUAUAUUUGUGCAGAUCACUUUGAGCCGCAUUGUUUUGACGAUCCAGUGAAGAAAGUGGCUCUAAAGAGAGGAGUCAACAUAGUUCCUACCAUUUUCAAAAAUAACCUCGUAUCACUAGUCAAUAUGGAUGGCGAUAAAACCUUUCGAGACAGUCAAAAUACUUUGGCUGGAACUGUGCUUGCUGAAGUUGAAUCAGCUCAAGAAAUUCUUAAUUCUGCUGUUGUUACCGACGAUGUAUUGGACACAGCAGAAUGGACCAACAUAGUGGCCGUCAGUUUAGGUGACGAUGGAAAUCUCAUGUGUGACACAUUAAAUUCUCCCUCUCAGACUUUGUCGGAAAACACAGUGUGUUUUGCUACAGAAGAGACCCCUGAAUCAAAUGAGAUGGUCAUGGAAUGCCUGAUGCUUUGUCGUCUUUGUGCUGCUCUUGUCCAGCUCAGUAUGCUGGUUCCAGUCUUUGGCGAUGAUUCUGACAUCAGUUUGAGAAAUAUGCUUAAUCGGAUAAUUCCUGGCCAAGUGCUAAUGGAUGAUGGCCUACCUCAGCGUGUUUGUACCAGUUGUGUUGAGCGAGUACAGAGCUGCUCUCAAAUUAUUGAUUCAUUCAAAGCAGCUGACACUCGUCUACGUCAAAUGGUGGAGUUGUGUAAUUUUGGUGAAACAACUGUUGUGAGGGAUGGAACAAUUACUCUGCAAGGCGAGAGUGGUCUCCCAAUCAUUUUACAAACAGUGACUGAGAAUCCACAAGAAGAACUGGAGGAUAUAGGCAACAGUAUCAGUACAAAUUACUCUGGUGAGGGAGCAUCUUUCAGAUUAGGUAUGAAGGAAGUUCCAAUUUCCAACUUGGAUUCUACUGAGCAUAUUUCUAUUGAUGCAGUGAACUUCAAUAUUCAUGUUGAAGAGGAAAGUUUAGGCUUUAAUGAAACUCAUCAAAUUAAAUGUGGUGUAUGCCAGCAGGUGUUUAAUGAACAAGCUGAACUUGUUUCUCAUUGUGUUAACUACCAUUCUAUAAAGCUUGAGGAUGGUUCUGUCUUUGUACCAGAUGAUGUUACUAGUGCUUAUCAGUGUACAAUUUGUGACGACGUAUUUACUAGUGGAAGCUGCCUGAAAAAUCACAUGUUCUCUCAUGUUCUAGGAACUUUUGAAUGUGGUCUAUGCAAAUUAACUUUUAAUGAUAAAAAUGAUCUUGAUACGCAUUUAAGUGAUGAGCAUAGUGACACCCUAGUUUUUAAGGAGAACUGUGAUGAUUCAAAAAGCUGCAAAUGUGAGCUAUGUGGCAAAGAAUUUAGGAAUGUUAUUGCUUUAAGGAAGCAUAAAGCCACUCACACAGGAGAAAAAACAGUUCUUUGUUCACUAUGCGGAAAAACUCUUGCAAAUCUCAAUAGUUUACGCGUGCAUAUGCGCACCCACUCUGAUGACAGACCUUUUACUUGCUCAGAAUGUGGGAAAUCUUUUAAGGGACCCUCUGAACUCCGUUCUCAUUCUAUUACUCAUUCUAGAGAAAAAGUUCACAACUGUCCAGAGUGUGGUAGAAAAUUCCAUUCAAAAGGAUUAGUGAGACAACAUAUGUUAAGUCAUACAAAUGACAAACCCUAUAAGUGUGAUAUGUGUACUGCUUCCUUCAAUCGACUAGGUAAUUUAAAUCAACACAAGAAGAAGCAUAUUGAUAAACCAGCUGCACCUGUUGUAACACCUUAUGAAUGUGGUGCUUGUGGGAAAAGAUUUCAAUCAAAAUUGACCUUGAAGUACCACAUUGCAAAGCAUACAGGUGAUAAAUAUCCAUUUGACUGUGAAAUAUGUGGGAAAAAGUUUAUUGCUCUAGAUCCCUACAGAGUUCAUAUGAGGGUCCACACUGGAGAGCGCCCAUUUGAAUGUGAAAUGUGCAAAAAAUCUUUCCGUAGCUCAGGGACACUGAAGCAGCAUAUUGCAUCUCUUCAUCGAGAUGAUUUUCCUUUUGCUUGUUCCUAUUGUCAACGUAGUUUCAAGAGACUACAGUCCUUAAUAGUUCACAAAAAAACACAUACCGGAGAAAAACCAUGGCUUUGUUCACAGUGUGGCCGAGCCUUUGCUCAGAAAGGCGACAUGAUCAAACACACUAAAACACAUCGCACCCACGUUGAAGAAGAGGAGAUAAUUAUGGAGGGAGAUACUAUGGAUGAUUUGGCUCUAGAUAAUGAAAUUUCAAAAAUGAUAUUUGGUUAGUUAUUAUGCAACUUGAACAUGUAUAAAUGAAACUAUUUGUUGUUAUUAUUUAUUAGUUUAUAUAUUUCUUUUUACAAAGAGUUGUGUGUUAUGUAUGUGAUAUUUGUUUCAGUUUCUUUGAAACUGUAAUUGGACCAAAUAAAUAAGGAACUCUCUGCACUAA
This is a messenger RNA of Thrips palmi, 3099 nucleotides long. RefSeq names its product zinc finger protein 260-like. Gene Ontology annotation, cellular component: nucleus. Gene Ontology annotation, molecular function: zinc ion binding. The coding region runs from base 561 to 2936 and encodes 791 amino acids. The transcript is spliced from 6 exons. NCBI's taxonomy places the organism in Eukaryota, Metazoa, Arthropoda, Insecta, Thysanoptera, Thripidae. Gene Ontology annotation, biological process: regulation of immune system process; regulation of cytokine production; negative regulation of transcription by RNA polymerase II. The record is from RefSeq and is a predicted model, not a curated record.